UUCUUCCCCGACGGAGUGACAGAGAGAGAGAGAGCGAGAAUGGUGCGGGCUGCGUGGGUGGUGGUGGGCUUGUCCCUGGUGUGGGGCUGGGGGCCGGGACCCUCGGGGGCCUCCCAGGAGGGAGAGGGUCCAGAGAGCGCCCGUCCAACGGUCUCCACCCGACUGGGGCGCCUGCGUGGGACGCUGCUGAGCGUGGAGGGCGCCUCGGCCCCCGUGAAGGCCUUCCUGGGGGUCCCGUUUGCCAAGCCCCCCCUGGGCGCCCUCCGCUUUGCGCCGCCUGAGCCGGCCGAGCCCUGGACCCACCUGAGGGAGGCCGCCUCCCAGCCCCCCAUGUGCCUGCAGGACAUGGGCUGGAUCCAGGGGCUGAAUGCGACGCUGCCCAACAUGCCCGUCUCGGAGGACUGCCUCUACCUCAACGUCUUCACGCCGGACACGGAGGCCAAAUUGCCGGUACUGGUUGGGAUCCAUGGCGGGGCCCUGAUCGUGGGAUUCGCCUCCCUUUACGACGCGCCUGGCCUCUCUGCCCUCGAGAAUGUGGUGGUGGUGGUCCCUCAGUACCGGUUGGGGAUCCCGGGCUUCUUCAGCACCGGGUCCAAGGAGGCGCCUGGCAACUGGGGCUUGCUGGACCAGGUGGCCGCCCUCAGGUGGGUCCAGGAGAACAUCGCGGCCUUCGGAGGAGACCCCACUUCGGUGACCAUCAUGGGAGAGUCGGCCGGAGGGUUCAGUGUGGGGGUCCAGGUAUUGUCCCCGUUGUCCAGGGGCCUCUUUCACAGAGCCAUCUCCCAGAGCGGAGCCGCUGUCACGUCCUGCCUUGUUGUGGAGAACCCCAAAGCCAUAGUCCAGACGGUGGCCAAUGUCUCUGGCUGUGAGUCCAGCAGUCCAGCUGCCCUGGUGCUUUGCCUGAGGAGCAAAACGGAGGAGGAAAUGGUCGCCCUGAACAUCCAGCUGUGCCGGGUCUUUGGAGUGGUCCCUGCGGUGGUGGACGGGGAGUUCCUUCCCAAGGCACCGGAGGAGCUGCUGGCCGCCAAGGAGUUCAGCCAUGUUCCGUAUCUGAUCGGCAUCAAUAACCACGAGUAUGGGUGGGUUCUCCCUCAGGUGAGUGGGACAUUCAGGUCUCUUCCAUCCCGUCUUGGAGGCGUGGACCGGCCAGCGGUGAUGGCUGCCUUCCAGAAAUCGACUUCCCUCCUGAAUGUCCCGGUGGAGGCCACGCAGAGGGUCCUGGAGGAGUAUCUGGGGGAGAUGGAAGACCCCCAGGAACUACGGGAGCAAUUUCAGGAUUUCAUGGGGGACGCCAUGUUUGUCCUUCCUGCUCUUCGGGUAGCGAGAGCUCAUAGAGACUCGGGUGCCCCCGUCUACUUCUACGAAUUCCAGCAUCGCCCUUCCAUCUUCAGAGACACCAGGCCGGCUUUUGUAAAGUCCGACCACGGAGACGAAGGCAUCUUUGUUUUGGGAACGCUGUUCUUAAGCAGCAAGGAUUCCCCGUUUGGGGGAUACACCGAGGAGGAGAAACGGCUGAGCAAGACGGUGAUGCGAUACUGGGCAAACUUUGCACGCAGCGGGAACCCCAACGGCCACGGGCUGGUGGAGUGGCCCCGCUACGACCAGGAGGAGGGCUACCUGGAGCUGGGCUUGGAGCUGAGAGGAGCCCACAAGCUGAAGCAGAGCAAAGUCGACUUCUGGCUGAAGACCCUGCCGGAGAAGAUGAGGAAGGAGGAGGAGGAAGAAGAGAGGAAAACACACCAAGAGCUGUAGGCAAGGGAGGGGUGGCCACAGAGGAGAACAAGGCACCUCGAGGGAGGAAGAGGAGGAGGAGGAGGAGGAGGAGGAGGAGGAGGAGGAGGAGGAGGAAGCAGAGCCUGGUGAUGUGAUGGGGAAAUUGAUGUCGAGCAAGAAUUUGGGGGUCUUUGCCAGGAGGCAGAGACCAAUCAGACCCAACAAGGAGAGUCCGGAACCCUGGCGAGACGAGCAAAGCACCCCAGAUUUUUCCCUAAAUUUUCCCAAAUAAAGUCUCACCAAAGUUGAAGAACA
Messenger RNA from Anolis sagrei ordinatus, 2028 nucleotides. NCBI's taxonomy places the organism in Eukaryota, Metazoa, Chordata, Lepidosauria, Squamata, Anolidae. The record is from RefSeq and is a predicted model, not a curated record.